Molecule: messenger RNA, 4131 nt
Organism: Carcharodon carcharias (great white shark)
Lineage: Eukaryota; Metazoa; Chordata; Chondrichthyes; Lamniformes; Lamnidae
Gene: yap1
Product: Yes1 associated transcriptional regulator
Exons: 7
Coding region: 246-1691 (481 amino acids)
Biological process (GO): hippo signaling; positive regulation of transcription by RNA polymerase II
Cellular component (GO): cytoplasm; nucleus
Molecular function (GO): transcription coactivator activity; protein binding; transcription corepressor activity
Source: RefSeq, a predicted model, not a curated record
GAGCAAGCAAAGUUUGAGCUCGAGCACUAAGUUGUGAACUGGCUGCAAACUUUUGGUUGUGUUGUGAUUUUUUUUAAAGUAAGAGAUUUUUUCCUCGCUAUAAAAUUAUUGCAGUUGGAGUUUGGCGGCGGGACCCAUGUCGAGUUGAAAACUUGUUGCCAAUCGCUUGAUUUAGCGGAGACUUUUUUCCAAACAAGUAUUUUUAUUAGUUUUUGUGUGUGAGGGGGAAUUGGAGAAGUUUGCAGAUGGAUUCGAAUCAGCAGCCACCAGCUCAGCCUCAGUCAGCGCUGCCUCGGGCUGGUCACCAGAUCGUGCAUGUUCGGGGGGACUCGGAGACCGACCUGGAGGCUCUCUUCAAUGCCGUCAUGAACCCCAAGAACUCGAACGUGCCGCAGUCUGUCCCCAUGCGGCUCCGCAAACUGCCCGACUCGUUCUUCAAGCAGCCUGAGCCCAAGAGCCACUCCCGCCAGGCCAGCACGGACGGGGGGAAUGCACAGCCGUCUCCGCCGCUGCAAGCUCAGCAUGUGCGGGCUCACUCUUCGCCGGCCUCCCUGCUCAGCGCCGCCGCUGCCGCCGCCGCCGCGGCCGCUUCUUCCUCGUCCGCCCCCUCGACAGGCUCGGCCGGAGCCGGGGUUACUCAGGGAAGCGGCACGGGUCUGGGCGCAGCCCCCGGUCCCGGCUCCUCUCCUCACCUUCGGCAGUCCUCAUACGAGUUUCCUGACGACGUACCUUUACCACCCGGCUGGGAAAUGGCCAAAACCCCAUCGGGCCAGAGAUACUACUUAAAUCACAUUGAACAGACGACAACAUGGCAAGAUCCAAGGAAACCCAUGUCUGUGUUAAAUUCAACAACUCCUGCCAGCCCAGUGUCUCUGCAGCAGAACUUAAUGAACACAACGUCUUCAGGCCCACUUCCCGAUGGCUGGGAGCAAGGCAUUACCCCAGAUGGGGAGAUUUACUACAUAAACCACAAAAACAAGACCACCUCUUGGUUGGACCCAAGGCUUGAUCCUCGCUAUGCAAUGGACCAACAAAGACUGACUCAAAGUGCUCCUGUCAAGCCACCUCCAUCCAUAGGUCCUCAUAGUCCUCAUAGUCCACAAGGAGGGGCAAUAUCAGGCUCCAACACACAACAACAGAUGAGGCUCCAGCAACUCCAGUUUGAGAAAGAAAGACUUCGACUGAAACAUCAAGAGCUCCUACGACAGGAAAUGGCCUUGCGCAGUCAAUUACCAACAAUGGAACAAGAUGGCAGCCCUCAGAAUCCAGUUUCAUCAUCUGCAAUGUCCCAAGAUGUAAGGACAAUGACUACCAACAGUUCAGAUCCAUUCCUUAAUAGUGGAACAUACCAUUCCAGGGAGGAGAGUACAGACAGUGGACUCGGCAUGAGCAGCUACAGUGUACCCAGAACACCUGACGACUUUCUUAACAGCGUUGAGGAAAUGGACACAGGUGAAAACCUUGGCCCAAAUAAUAUUGCCUCUCAGCAAAACCGUUUUCCAGACUACUUGGAAACUAUCCCUGGUACUAAUGUGGACCUUGGAACACUGGAGGAAGACAGCAUGAAUGUAGAAGGAGAGGAGUUAAUGCCAAGCCUACAGGAGGCACUGAGCUCUGACAUUCUCAAUGACAUGGAGUCUGUCCUUGCUGCCACAAAGAUAGAUAAGGAGAGCUUCCUGACAUGGCUAUAGGGCCCUUGGUUCUAUCAGACUGCCUUUGAUUCUGUGAAGGAAAUGAAAACUUGAGACAUUUUUAUGACUUGUUUUGGACUUAACCGAAUUCUGUCUCUUUGAUGCAACAUUGGAUAAACUCUGAAUAUUUGAAAAGGAUUCUGCCAUUUAGUAUUUCACACAUCUCUGAAGUAGUGAUUAGUAAAAACUAUACAAUUUUGACCUGUUUUAAUUUGUUAGAAUACUGUCUUGCUGUAUCCCGUUUAAGUCUUUUCUGACCCAUUUCAUACGUUUGGAGCAAUACCUGUCAUUGAGUGUAAUCCUUUACUUGUAUGAAUUGUGCAGUUUUGCAGCAAUGAUUACGUUUUUUAACUUUCCCAACAUUUUUGAGGUUGAAAAAUCUCUGUUUUAAGCUAGUAUAUUAACUCUGAAGUAGGCUUUCACUGUGUUAUCAGAUUUACUUAACGGCUGCUGAGAUGUCAACAGAGAACCUGGUGCCAAUUAUAAGUGCCUUUGCCCAGCUCCUUUGAAACUCUGUUACAUCUUGUAUCCAAAUAUGCUGCCUAUCUGCGUCUUCCAUUUUUCAGUAUACACAGUAUCUAAUUUGCUUUUGCCUUUAAGCUAUUGAAACAUAAAUUUCAAACAAUUGUCCAAUUGAGUAUGGGAAUUGGGUGACUUCAAAGUGAACUCUCAGCUGUUAGUUUAAUUUGAUCUUAUUUAAAUAUGAAAGAUUUGUCAAUGCUUUUUAAUUACUUGUACAUGUUUUUACAGUAUAUUGGACAUGUACAUUUUCCUUUAAUGUCUUAUCAAAAUUAGUUUAGAUGAGCUUGAAAGUAGGUUUUUUCUUUUGCAAUUGAUCAAAAGGUUAUUUUUAAACCAAAAGACAUAAGACAUGACAAAUAAAGAGGUGCUGGUUAUAUACAUGCUUAAGGAAAAAGCCUUUGAAGUUGUUUUGUAGGUGGUAGAGUGGUUAAAUGGCCUGUUUAUGUUAUAUGUUAGAUGGCUAGCAGGACAGAUAGUGUCAAGAGUCCUAUAUACAGUAGUGAAUUUUAGGUGGAGGUUAAUAGUUAUAAGGACAUAUAUAUGUGUAUCAUAAAAUAUUAGAUUUAAGAAUUGUGACAAAUCAGCAGGAGCUUUGUGAUCAAAAAGAUCUCCAAAGAGUAUUCCUUUUUAUGCUGAAAUUCAUAAGCCUAUUUUUGCAACAUAAUUCAUUUUCUAAUGAGCUGCUGAAUAUAUUAUACCUUCUGAAAACCAUGUAUUUGGGUUUUUACUUGUAAAAAUAAUGUGGCGUGUGAAUUGAGUAUAUUUUUUAAAUAGGUACUGAUGGCAAACCCGGAAAACAUUUUAAAUUUCACUUACUAAAUCCUCUUGUUUUCCAAUUUCUUGUUCAAUCCUUGGAGAGUGCUGCUUUCAGAUUCUGUCCAGGUAAAGAAAAAUACAUGUAUUGUACAGCUGCGUCACUGUGGGUAGGCCACGAGCAUGUGGUUGUUUCUUGGGCUACGGUUUUUAAAAUUUCUUUUAUGUCAAGUCUUAGGCAGUGUAUUUAAUGAAAGUGCUACAUUCUAAAUCUUGUAGAUUGAGCUUGGGGUCUUCCUCUCCUGCCUGAGCUCCCAUUUGUCUUAGAGGAUUUUAAAAAUUGUACACAGGUCAACAAUGAUUUUGUAUGAAUUGUAUAAAUUUGAUGAUGCAUGUGCUAUGCAGCUUGUGCUCCAGAGCUGAGCAACAAGAGUGUAUACAAUCGGUUUGUGGUUGUGUACUCAUCUUUGUAACAGUAGUGCUAAUUUUGAGAAGCCAUGUAGAUUCUAAACUUCUCUUUUUAAAACCAAGUCCUAAACUAAGCAAGUCCCACAAUUUUCCACCUUUAAAAGGAAGAGGAUUCUGUUAGAUCAUCCUGAUUAAACUUAAUUACCUUUUUUGAAGUAAACCGUGAAAGAAACAUAAUCACUGCUUUGCAUGGUCAUGUACAGGUAGUUAUACUAAUGAGAGGAAAGGUUGUGUUUUUAAUUUCUAUGGGUUGGUGACCUAUAUGGUCCUUGCCUCCUACCAGUUUAACAAAUCAGUGUUGGAACUAAAACAAUGCAACAAAGUUUUAAAUUUACAAAACAUUUCCAAAUACUUAUCUAAGUGUAUAGUUUUUUUGUUUUUGCACAUGAAUAAUGAAAUCUUAGUGAUCAUGACCCUAAUAUCUUUAAAUAGCCAGAACGUAUGCUUGGCAUACAUUGAACACUGACAUUUGUCUUGUGACAGUUGUUAAACAUGUAAAAUUAUUUUAUAUUGAGUUCUGAUAAAUGCACACAUACUUCAAUAUAUAAUUCAGUACAUUAAUGUUGAUUUUCAGCUGUACCAGCAUGCCAGUAUAUAAAUACAUACAGUAAAUUCUGUUGCAUUUUAUUUCUGUAUGUAAUACUUUCCAAUGGUUCAUGAUGAUUCAUGUGGUAUAAAAUAUAUUCUUUGUGGUAAA